UUGAAAUAUAAACCUUAUAUCUUUCAAAUGAAGAAGAAUUAUAGGCACACUUCUUUUAUAUUUCUCUUUGUUCUUCUACUUAUUUUUGCCACUACAUUUUCCAUAAUAUCAGUUGAUGCAAGGAAACAUCACCAUACCAAAAAGAGCAAAAUACACCACAAACAUAAGAAACAACAGAAAAAUGGAGAUGGAAAUAAAGCACCAAAUUGUACAAAUUCUCCUUCUCCUGCCCCAUCUCCAUCUCCAUCUCCAUCUCAUGGUUUUUACCCAACACAAUCUCCCAUUUUUAAUAUCUUAUCCUUUGGAGCCAAAGGUGAUGGAAUUUCUGAUGAUACCAAGGCACUUGAAGCAGCAUGGGAAGCAGCUUGCAAAGUCCAAGGGGCUACUCUAGAGAUUCCUUCAGAAUUUCAAUUCUUAAUCAAUCCCAUUACACUUCAAGGACCAUGCAUGCCAAACUUUGUUUUUCAGGUAGAUGGAAUUAUUUUGGCUCCUCCAAAAGUAGGGUCCUGGCCAAAAUCCAGCUUGUUUCAGUGGUUGAAUGUUAAGUGGAUGUACAACUUUACCAUCCAAGGUACUGGCACCCUUGAUGGCCAAGGCUAUAACUGGUGGAAACUUUCUCAAAUUGAUUAUUUUCAGGUGAUGAAGAAAUCUGAAAACACUCCUGAUAUGAAACCAACUGUUUUACGAUUUUAUGGUAGCUAUAAUGUGACAAUACGUGAUAUCAAAAUUAUAAACAGUCCUCAAUGUCACCUUAAAUUUGACAAUUCUAAAGGGGUAAAAAUCAACAAUGUUACAAUUUCUGCACCAGAAAAUAGCCCAAACACUGAUGGAAUUCACCUCCAAAACACACAAGAUGUUGAGAUCCAUCACUCCAAUAUAGGAACAGGAGAUGAUUGCAUAUCAAUUCAAACUGGUUGCUCCAAUAUUCAUGUUCAUCACCUAAAUUGUGGUCCUGGACAUGGCAUAAGCCUAGGAGGACUAGGAAAAGAUAAAAGUGUUGCGUGCGUUUCAGACAUCAUUGUUGACAACGUGAACUUGCAAAGCACUAUGUAUGGUGCAAGGAUUAAGACAUGGCAGGGGGGUGUUGGAAUAGUCAAGAACAUAUCAUUUACAAACAUUCAAGUAUCAAAUGUUAAGGUACCAAUCAUGAUAGAUCAAUAUUAUUGUGACAAACAUGUGUGCAGAAAUCAAACAGGAGCAGUAGCAAUAUCCAACGUUAAAUUCAAUCAAAUUAUUGGAACUUAUUCAACCAAACCAAUUCAUCUAGCUUGCAGUAAUUCAAUUCCAUGCACAGACGUUGAUUUAAUUGAUAUUCAAUUAAAACCAUCGACGAAUUAUCGAGGAAUCAAUCAACUAGGGUUGUGUUGGAAUUCUUACGGAAAAUCACAAGCACCACUUCUUCCUUCAAGUAUGGAUUAUUGUGUUAGAAGGGGAAGUGGACUUGUUAGAGGAAUUUCAAGAUCUCAUGAACAUGUUUGCUUGUGAAUUUUUUAUUUUUAAUUUAAAUUUCUAGGUGAUAUUGUAAUUAAUUAAGUAAUUUGUGUUUGUUUUUAAAGUUUCUAUGGUUUGUUUUG
Molecule: messenger RNA, 1574 nt
Organism: Solanum stenotomum
Lineage: Eukaryota; Viridiplantae; Streptophyta; Magnoliopsida; Solanales; Solanaceae
Product: polygalacturonase At1g48100
Exons: 8
Coding region: 28-1485 (485 amino acids)
Biological process (GO): carbohydrate metabolic process
Molecular function (GO): polygalacturonase activity
Source: RefSeq, a predicted model, not a curated record